CUGAGACUGAACACUGUGAGUUCACUACUUCACUCCUCUUCAUACCUGGUGUUUAUUUCUACUUAAAGAUUUCAUGCAGGGACAGACAGUGGACUGAUAUUGGGCCCAACAGGAAAAUGGUUCCAGUUAAACUCCUCAUUCUGGGAGCUCAUAACACUGGAAAAACAGCACUGUGUGUUCGUUUCAUAACGAAGCGCUUCAUUGGAGAAUACGACCAUAAAAAGGAGGUGACCUACAGAUGCAGUCGGGUGGUGGACCAGGAAGCUGUUGAUCUUGAGAUUUUGGAUAUAGCUUGUAAGGAGAGCUCUGUGGCGUCUCUGGAGUCCUCCAUUCGCUGGGCAGACGGUUUCCUGCUGCUUUACUCCAUCACACAACGCCUCAGCUUCCUGGAGGUCCCUCGACUCAAGAAACUCAUCGAGCAAACCAAAGAAAGUCUGGUUGUCCCUACAGUGCUGGUAGCCAAUAAGGCAGACUUGGAGAUUGGCAGGGAGGUGACGACAGAGGAAGGGCAGAGACUUGCCAAAGACUUGAGGUGCAGUUUCAGGGAGCUGUCGGUUGCAGAGGCUGUGUUAGCUGUGGAAGCGGCUGUGCUUCAGCUCAUUAGGCUGGUGUUGGAUCAGCAGCGCCCUCUGCCUGACCGCCGCUCCUACAUGCUGACUGUUCGCCAUGCUCUGACCCGGAAACUGACCCGCUCCAAGACCAUGCAGUGGUGACCACAGCAAACACAAUUCACCAGUUAGGCCUAUAACAGUGGGGCAUUUAAUGAAAUUUUGUAGGCUGAUCUGACUGUUUUUGUAGCUUCAGUCUGGAGCUUCAGGCUGUCUGUGUUCAUGGUUUUUCACUCUGGAUUGUGCAGGAAAAGUGCUACAAAAAUGUUUUACUUUACAAGGAAAAUCACUGUAGACACAAAGUGUGAGUUUGACUACCUAAGAGAGUUAGUUGAACAAGCAAACUCCGAUUUAAGUUUGCAGUUUUGGCGAUAUUUACUGCACGAUUCCAUCUCAGAGGUUGGAUCUGGAUUAAUACAAUAUUAGAAGGAGAAAUUUGUGUGUCAACAGUUUAACAGGCCUGUAUGAGGAUGCAGGGCAAUUAUUCAGAGAAGAAAACAGCUUCCUUUCUGGGGAGAACAAAUAUAAAAUGGCCUAAAUACAUUUUCAAAGACAGUUGAUGUUGAUUUUUAGGUUGAACUUUAGAUACACAAAGAGUUAUUGUAGAGGACAAUAAUAUCUGUGCAGUUACGGCAGAAAUAAAUGAUAAAUAAUAUAUGUUUCUCUAAUUACAGCCUUUAUUUUUGUAAAUUAACAUGCAUUUGUCCAUAUCCUAAUGUCCUUGCGUGUAAUGUGUUAUAUUCUCCAGUAGAGAGUGGUGCAGUCAUUUCAUGGUGCAGACUCACCACGGACCCAAAGUAUGUGAAAUUACACUGUUCAGCACAAUUUGGCCAGUCUAUGAGCAACUCUGUUGCCUUUAUUA
This is a messenger RNA of Plectropomus leopardus (leopard coralgrouper), 1470 nucleotides long. RefSeq names its product ras-related and estrogen-regulated growth inhibitor. Gene Ontology annotation, molecular function: GTP binding; GTPase activity. Lineage: Eukaryota; Metazoa; Chordata; Actinopteri; Perciformes; Serranidae. The record is from RefSeq and is a predicted model, not a curated record.